This is a messenger RNA of Trichoderma aggressivum f. europaeum, 2862 nucleotides long. RefSeq names its product CAZyme family CE3. Gene Ontology annotation, molecular function: phosphatidylcholine lysophospholipase A1 activity. The record is from RefSeq and is a predicted model, not a curated record. Lineage: Eukaryota; Fungi; Ascomycota; Sordariomycetes; Hypocreales; Hypocreaceae. The transcript has 3 exons. Bases 1 to 2862 code for a protein of 953 amino acids.
AUGGUCUCACAAUAUCAGCCAGACUAUAUUCUGUUGGAGCUUGGCUUCAACGAUCUUGGCUGGUUUGUGAGUGAUGCCCUUGGAACAAUACAGAGCAUGACGACCUUCAUCCAGAAUGCCCGCGCGGCCAAGUCGGAUAUUGCUUUUGCGGUUGCAACCGUUCCUCAAAGGCUUUUCAUCGGUGGUCGUAAUGAUCUCAUCACUAAGACUGAUGAUUACAAUGCCCUCCUGCCCGCGCUGCUCCAAGAUCUGUCGACAAGCGAAUCGCCUAUUCAACUAGUUCUCCGUGAGUCUGUUUUUAACACGGUAAAAGGCGAACCUGAUGGUUGCCCUGCUGGAUCUGAUGGCUUGCACCCAAAUGCUCUGGGAGAGUUUCAAAUCGCAAAAGCAUUUGCGAAUGCCCUCUCUCAGGGAUUCAAUUGGCCCGGGAAUGCCUUCAUUAUCAAUGGAAGUAUUCCUACCCGUGCUUGCAGUACACCUGCCAAUGUGGUAGCCAAAGCAACUACUUGUGGAGUCACGGUGACAUGGGAUCCGGUAUAUGGUGCCUAUGGAUACAUUGUGACGUCUGGGUUCAACGGGGCAGUCAGUUCCGUACUCAAUGUAACCCAACCGACAUACUCUACUACAUGGACUGCUGCUGGCAUCGAGUGGUUCUACCAAGUCCAGGCGUUUUGUUCAGAUGUACGCUCGAGAAUCAGCGGACAAGUCACAGCAACUGCAAAUCCAACAUGUGCCCCAGGCCCUUCCAACAUCAUUGUCAAAUCCACAGCAGAUGGUAUUGACAUGACUUGGGAUGCUGUUGAAGGAUAUGACGUUGAUAUAUACGGCGCUAUAUAUUAUGACCAGACGUCACAGGACUUUCUCGAGGACUAUGGGUGGUCGGGCACCUCGGCAAGCUAUCAUGGGAUGAGCCCUGGUGGCCGUGUCGAGGCUGCGGUUGAACCAAAUCAACCCUACGUACUGGGUGGCUACACCUCGGACGUGCCCUGCAUUGGGGUUACAUUUCUCUUCCCAGGGGCAUGGAACUAUGAGUUUUGCGUAGUUGCGUACAACGGAAACUCGUCGUCUCCAAUGUCAGAGUGUGUUCAGGGUCCCAAAGACAUCACCGAAGUCAGCGACUGUCCAGUAUUGGUCGUGCCAACUCCGGAUCCAUAUUCAACUCCAACAGUGACUUGGUCGAUUCCUGGAGCAUCAGGUACUGCAUCCGGCAAGCCACCUGGCAGCAGCAGCAGCAGCGGUGUCGUUGUGUACAUUGAUCCGACAAUAUGGAACUCUCCAACGCCGACGGCGGCCUGUGAACCCCCUUGUACUCUCGUCUUGCCGCCGUGGACACUCUCUUCAAUGACGACAAUUACCAUUCCAGUCGUCACAGAGACCAUCGAAGAGACUUGGCCAAAGACCACAACCGGUGUUGUUACAUAUCUCACAACUACCAUUACGGUGUUCAUCACGCUUCCACUAAUCACGACAUCAGUAAUUGACGUGUCCAAUAUUAUCCUUACCACGUCUACUUCGGAAAUCGUUCCCGUGAGAAGCAGUAUCGUCGUACCUCCUGUUGUUAUUACGGAGCCCACUCAUGGCAUCACCUACACAUACAAACUAGGCCCCUUCCCGACUGGUAUCGACAUUGGUCCCCCUCCCCCAGGCCACCCAGGAAACAUUCACAUCUCGGCUGGAAUCCCAGGACCUAUCUGUCUUCUUGGUUGUGGUCACAUCUGUCUCUUUAACUGCGGCGGCGGUUCAAGUGGUGGCGGUGGUGGAGAUGGAUCACACGGAUGCAUCGACCCUGGAUGUGGUCCAGGGUCAGAAGACGACUAUGUUGGUGAGGCAUGCGAAGACGAAGAGAGUUCAAAAACUACGACGACCUCCAAGACCUCGAAAUCACCAACUGAAGACUGUGCUUCAGAGAUAAAUACAGAGUGUCACCAGAGACCUUCGUCUACUAUCACAUACUCUGAGAGUGUUGUUGUCCAGCAGACGCCAUAUCCCGUCGUCAGUGGCUACGUGACCGUUGCUCAGACCGCUUAUCCCAUUUCCAACGUCGAAUCUAUCUUCACGACCUCCCUAGACGGAGCCCAGGCUGUCAUUUAUCCCUCAUUUGUAGGAGUCACAGUCUCCGUCACGUUAACACAGUUUGUUCUCUCUACCUUCAGCAAUCCUCCCGCCACUACCACGUGGUCGCCUUCCAAAACAUCGUCAACCCCAACGUCAACGUCAUCCACACCGUACCCAACCCACACAAAAAUUAACGAGGGCGAUGCUUACUGCUUCGAAGGACUUGACGGCUACGUAUCUUUCUCUCUGGGCGAGGCACAGACCGCGUUUGAGUCUUUUUGCUCAGCUAGCUAUACUCUAGAACCAGGCGACUCGUAUGGUUACGUAACCGAAUAUGACGGAUUCGAUUACAACGUCGUGGUGUCGGCCGGAUGGGCUCCGGAUCAAACCAAGUGUGGCGAUGAGCAGCCUUUCCCUUUCGCCGACGACGAGCUGAAUUCCGGACUUUGCCUAAAUGCUUGGAGUACCGAUUUCUACUGUAAAAACGAAACCGGUACGCAGACGACAAGUUAUGGAGGUGCCUAUGUCCUCCAACCUCCAAACACCGGGGGCUGCAUUCUCCUCUCUUUGUAUGCCUACUCUAAGGCGGAACAACCCUUGAUCUCAAAGCCAUCGAAGCACCCAUUCAUUCCGCCGUUCUCGAAUGUCACUCAUAUAGGGGACAAGUUUUCUUGGAAGCAUGAUAAUAAGACCGGUGUUCGUCAAAUAUGGCCCUCUUCUAAGAGCAAAUCGUCAAAGAAUCGCGCCGAGCUUUUCAGUCAAGCAGAGAUUAAUCGACUUUUUGAUGUUUCAUCUAAUGCAAUGUAG